UAUGCGGGUAAAAAAUAUAAUUAAUAAUUAAAAAGAGGCGGGUAAUGCAAUAAGAAGAUUAGCUAAAGAAGAAAUCAAAGUUAGUUAUAGAUAAUGUAAGUUCAUAAUUGAAUGUAGUCUGAUGAAGAGGAGAUCUGUAAAAAAGUGAAAUUAGAAGAUCCAUCAUAUUCUGAGGAAGAAGAAGAAGUUGUGGAUGUGGAGGAGUUAGAGGAAUCAGAGGAAGAAGAAAAGGCAAAGAAAAACAAAAAACAAGAGACUAUUGAAGUAAUAUUUAGAAUAUAAUAAAUAGGAUGAAGAUUAUAUAUAUGUAGACAAAUUGCCUAACUCUGAAGCAAUGUUGAGAGAUUUAAAAAAGUAAGUAGAGCAAAGAAUUAAAUAUUACAAAAUGAAAUACAUUCAAGAAUAUCAUGAGAAUCAUACAAAAUAGAGUUUUGUUCACAAUGAUGCCAUUCCGAUUUGUACUGAUGUCAGACUAAUGGAUUUUUAAGUAAAUUUAAUUCGUGAUAAUUUAAGAAAUUAAGAGAUGAGCAAUUGAAAAUAGCAGGACAAUUGUUUGAUGUAAUCAUGAUGGAUCCACCCUGGCAAUUGUCAAGUUCAUAGCCAUCAAGAGGAGUUGCUAUUGCUUAUUCUUCUUUGGCUGAUGAAAAUAUUAGUAAAAUGCCAAUAGAAACAUUGUAGGAGAAUGGUAUUAUAUUAAUAUGGUAAAAUUAUAAAUUUAUUAUUAAGGACUAUUAAUGCUAAAUAUAAGGUAACAUGUAAGUUAAUUGAAUAAUGGGGUUACAAAUUAAUAGAUGAAAUUAUAUGGUGUAAGAAGACUGUCAAUGGUAAGAUAGCUAAAGGACAUGGAUUUUACUUAUAGCAUGCAAAAGAAAACUGUUUAGUUGGUGUUAAGGUAAAUAUUAUGAUUAUUUAUAUAAAAUAGGGUAACAUAAAUUUAGAUCCCAAAAGAUUUAGAUAAGGUGUUGCAAGUGAUAUUAUCUUUAGUGAAAGGAGGGGCUAAAGCCAGAAACCAGAGGAAAUAUAUUAAUAUGUUGAAUAAUUAGUUCCAAAUGGUAAAUAUAUAAUUAUAUUCAAGGAUAUUAUUUGGAGAUAUUUGGUAGAAGAAAUAAUGUCAGAAAGAAUUGGGUAACGAUUGGAAAUGAAUUAUGA
Messenger RNA from Paramecium pentaurelia, 1149 nucleotides. The record is from the annotation of a GenBank genome assembly. NCBI's taxonomy places the organism in Eukaryota, Ciliophora, Oligohymenophorea, Peniculida, Parameciidae.